AGAUCCCAAUCAGCAGUCUCUGGCAGGACAGCCGAGCCCCAACGCUCCUCACGUGCGGAUGUGCUGUCUCGCGCUGACGUCUCGAGAGGAGUCAUUUCACACGACUUCUAUCACAAAGUGCGACAAAUGUGAUAAAGAUGGAGAUUAAUAUCACGAGGGAAUAACUUGAGUGUUUUGUAAGUUUGGAGAAGUGGACCUGCUCUGGUCCUGGACGAGGUCACUCAGAUCUGCCGUGUAGGACAUGUUCUCACCUGCUCGCAGCUCGUUCCGUCACCUGAAGUGAAGCUGCAGGAUGAGACGAGGGGAGGAGGAGGACUCGGCGUGAUUUACAGUUCUCCACCAUGGAGGAGAAGUUCAGCAGACUCAUCUUCAUCCCCAUCGCGGCGGUGCUCUUCUUCAUGAUCGGGUACCAGUACGUGUGCCCGUCCGACAGCAACACCUGCUACUUCAGAGGGGAGGAGAAGGGGCUCUUCCAGCGCUACUCAUCAGGGUUUGAGUUAGUUUACACGGACCAGGAGGCGGACGAGGACCUCCCAUCCAAAAUCACAUCCAAAUUCAACUUCACGGAGCGAGACCUGGACCGGAACGUGGACUUCAACAUCCGAGGGGACGAUGUGAUGGUGUUCCUGCACAUCCAGAAGACCGGCGGGACCACGUUCGGGCGGCACCUGGUGAAGAACAUCCAGCUGGAGCAGCCGUGCGACUGCAUGCCCGGCCAGAGGAAGUGCACCUGUCACCGGCCAGGGAAAGCCGAGUCCUGGCUCUUCUCCAGGUUCUCCACGGGCUGGAGCUGCGGGCUGCACGCGGACUGGACGGAGCUCACGAGCUGCGUACCUGUGGUGAUGAACAAGAGGGACAAGAAGAACGCGCAGAGAGCUAAAAGGAACUUCUACUAUAUCACCAUGCUACGCGACCCAGUGUCACGCUACCUCAGCGAAUGGAAGCACGUGCAGCGUGGCGCCACCUGGAAAACCGCCCUCCACAUGUGUGACGGCCGCCCGCCCACUCAGGACGAGCUCCCCGCCUGCUACAUCGGCGAAGACUGGACCGGCGUCUCCCUCGCCGACUUCAUGAGUUGCCCUUCCAACCUCGCCAACAACCGGCAGGUGCGCAUGCUCGCCGACCUCAGCCUGGUCGGCUGCUACAACAUGACCACCGUCAGCGAGCUGGAGCGCGGCCGCAUCCUGCUAGCUAGCGCCAAAGCCAACUUGCGCAACAUGGCGUUCUUCGGCUUGACGGAGUUCCAGAGAAAGACGCAGUAUCUGUUCGAGCGGACGUUCGGCCUGCACUUCAUCCGGGCCUUCACGCAGAUUAACAGCACUCGGGCGGCCAGCGUGGGAAUCAGCGAGAAGGUGCGCUGGCGCAUCGAGGGGCUCAACGCGCUCGACGUGGAGCUGUACGAGUACGCCAAGGAGCUCUUCCUGCGGCGCUACCAGUACAACCGCCAGAAGCAGCACCAGGAGGAGCGUCUGAGGCGGUGGCAGGAGAGGCAGGAGAGGCAGCACAGGCAGCGCAUGCACAGGACCUAUCUGGCGGCGCUGUGGAGACUAGGAGGAGGUGGGGAGGAGGCGGAGGAGGAGGUGAAGGUGCAGGAGGAGAUAACCACGACAGAGGACUACAGCAGCCAGGUGGUGCGGUGGUGAGGAGCGCGCGCGGGGACUCAAAAACACACUUGACUGACUGAUGGCUGGUUGAUUCAUCGUGCUUUACUCUCCUCCCUCCGUCUCCUGCUGUCUCUGCUGUGAAUCUGCCAAAAAACCUCCUGCCCUCAUAGCCUCAUAGCGCUUUGUCGGACUGCCGAACGGUGUCUUAAUAUUUAUGAUGGAUGUAUUUGUCAUGGCAACAUAAAAACAUUUUGUAUGUAUGUUUUUUUCUUAUCGCUAUUUUUGGCACUGCAGUCGUGAAUCGUGUUUAUUUAUUCAUUAGCAAGUGCUUUGAAUGUUCUCAGAGCGGCGGAGACGUUUCUUAAACCCUGCUGAUAAUCAAUAGAGCUGACGAAUACGGCCAGGAAGUUUUAGUCUAUUUUAAAAAUGGCGGACGACUCGAAGGAUCCUGUGUGUCAUGUUUGUGAUCUAGCGCCGUGUUGAUCAGUGAUAUCUCGUAGUUACUCUGUGGUGUUUGGCUUCAUAAGGAUAUCAAAGCACAAACUUGGCAAUAGUCUGCGGUGUUUCUUAUCCCCUCUUCGACUGACGACUCUGCAGCAAACAGGAACAAUGGCGGCAGGAGUUCUUACAGGAGAAUGUGUUCAAUAAAAAGAUGCAGCACCCAGUGAUGUAAAUGUGUCCCUGGUACGCAUGUGUACAUGAACGUGAUCUGCCUUGCUCCUUUUUUUUCUCACAGCAUGUUCUCACCAUAAAAAUAUGAAAUCUC
Molecule: messenger RNA, 2370 nt
Organism: Notolabrus celidotus (New Zealand spotty)
Lineage: Eukaryota; Metazoa; Chordata; Actinopteri; Labriformes; Labridae
Product: heparan-sulfate 6-O-sulfotransferase 3-B-like
Exons: 2
Coding region: 342-1643 (433 amino acids)
Cellular component (GO): membrane
Molecular function (GO): heparan sulfate 6-sulfotransferase activity
Source: RefSeq, a predicted model, not a curated record